Molecule: messenger RNA, 1515 nt
Organism: Hypomesus transpacificus
Lineage: Eukaryota; Metazoa; Chordata; Actinopteri; Osmeriformes; Osmeridae
Gene: vps37ba
Product: VPS37B subunit of ESCRT-I a
Exons: 4
Coding region: 108-944 (278 amino acids)
Biological process (GO): protein targeting to vacuole; protein targeting to membrane; ubiquitin-dependent protein catabolic process via the multivesicular body sorting pathway
Cellular component (GO): ESCRT I complex
Source: RefSeq, a predicted model, not a curated record
CAGUCAGCUGGCAGUUGAGUUCGCUUCCUCAGACCGCUUGAAGGGCUUUUUUUUCGAAAACGAAAGGGGUUCGGCGAGGGGAAGAAGCGAACAUAACAGUGCGAGAAAUGUCUGGUUUUGGGAGCAUGUUUAACUCGUACUCGAUCGCGCAGCUUAACGAGUUGCUUGAAGAUGAUGAAAAACUAAAUCGGUUUGUUCAAGACAUGGAAGAGAUCCAGCAAGUCCAGCAGAAGAAAGAGAUGAUUCUGACCAGUAACCGCAGCCUGGCAGAGCAGAACCUGGUUCUCCAGCCCACCCUGGAGGAGCAGAAGACCCAGCUCACCAAGCGCUACUGCCUUCUCCAGGAAGGCUUCGAAGCCUACCAGCUCCGCAAGUCCACUCUGGACCACAAGUCUGGGAACAGUUCUCUGGACAUGUUGCUGGCCCUGCUGCAGGCAGAAGGGGCCAAAAUAGAAGAGGAGACAGAGAACAUGGCAGAAUCCUUCCUAGACGGCGACAUCAUGAUGGAAGCCUUCGUAGACGAGUACCAUAACAAGAGGAAGUUAGCCCACCUGAGGAGAGUGAAGAUAGACAAGCUGCGGGAGAUGGUGCUGAACGGCCACAGUCUGCCCCCGGCUCAGUCCCCCACCCCUCGCCCCCAGGAGGUCUCCGCCAGGCCCUCUCCCCUGCACACAGAGGCCGUCAGCAGCUCCCCGGCCCCCCAGCCCAGGAGGGCCCCCCCUCCCCCUCCCGUCCAGCUGUCCCCAGCCUCAGCCCCGGCCCUGCAGUCUCCUGCCUUCUCAUACCCUUCCACCCCUUACCCUCCCAUUCCCCCCAGGUCGGGCCAGCCUUUUCCUGGUGUCAACUCCGGGUACCCCCAACAAUAUAUGUCCCAGUACCCCCCCGCUCUUCCCCAGAGGCCCCCCCCUCGCAUGGCCCCCCAGCCUGGUUUCAUUAUGCAGUAACGGAGGCGCUGGGCGCUGUGAAGGUGCGGGUCUUGCGGUGGACUUUCGCUGCGGCAUUCCCCUGGUUGGUUGACCUCCCGGGACAGCUAUGGGGAACGCGACCAAUCACAAUCAAGAUGGCGGAGGGACAUGGUCUGGGCUGUUCGCCCUCCGCCGAACAAACAGAAUCAAGAAACAACUCCGUGGAUUUGCACUCCUCUCAUCCGAAACUACACUCUGUAAUCACUCUGGCAACUAAAGGUUUUGCCAGACUGGUCUGAUUCUGUUGAGGCAAAACCCCCAUGCCCUUUCAAACGCUGUUGGGAGGCUGUAGUGAGAAAAUAUGUCAAUCUAGGGUUUACCAGCUUGAAUCAACUCAUAAACUCUGAGCCAAAUAUCAACAGUCAACAGUCACUUAAGUGACUUCCUGUACCUGUGUGCCAUGGCAGACACAGUGCCAUCUUGCAGGGCUUCUUUACACAAUGCGGCAGUUUGCUCUCUCUAGUGGCCAUUUGUUGAAUAUACAGUGCCCUCCAAAAGUAUUGGAACAGUGAGGCGAAUUCCUUUAUUUUUGCUGUAGACUGAAAACAUU